Messenger RNA from Tribolium castaneum (red flour beetle), 1136 nucleotides. It is a transcript of the gene prel, whose product is annotated as preli-like. The transcript is spliced from 4 exons. The record is from RefSeq and is a predicted model, not a curated record. Gene Ontology annotation, molecular function: phosphatidic acid transfer activity. NCBI's taxonomy places the organism in Eukaryota, Metazoa, Arthropoda, Insecta, Coleoptera, Tenebrionidae. Gene Ontology annotation, biological process: phospholipid transport. The coding region runs from base 243 to 881 and encodes 212 amino acids. Gene Ontology annotation, cellular component: mitochondrial intermembrane space.
ACAAGUGAAUGGCGUGAGUUUGGUCACGUUUCCUGUCACUUUCCAGUUUGUUUACAAAAUCCCCUAUAAGGUUAUAUCACAAAAUUGACAGUUCGUAAAGUGCGGUGUGACAUUGGCUAUUUAAAUAAGCAAGUGACUAAUAUGAAGGGAAUAUUUUCGAUGUAUUAAAUCUAAACUGCAUGAAAUGUCGCUAACUUUUCCAUUCCGACUGUUACAUAAAUCAUUCUGAAAAUUCCACAACUAUGACCAGGUUUUUUGAGCAAACCACGAUUUUUAACUACACCUGGGACCAAGUGGCUCAAGGCUUUUGGAAGCGAUAUCCAAACCCCAACAGCAAACAUGUGCUGAGUGAAGACACAGUUUGUCGUGAUGUGCGUUCAGGGCGCUUAUUUUCCAUACGGUUGCUCAGCAAAACCAACCCAAUUCCAAAGUGGGCAGAGAGGUUCAUCACCUCCAAACAUGUCCACAUUAUCGAAGAAUCAAUUGUUGACCCAGUGAAUAAAGUCUUUAUUACGUACACCCGGAACCUUGGCUACACCAAAGUCAUGAGCGUUACAGAGAAAGUUGUCUACCACCAAAGUGAUGACCAGCCUGGGAAGACCAUAGCUGUGAGGUCUGCCUGGAUUGAUUCCCAGGUCAGAGGUUUUAGCCGAGCAAUCUGUGCAUUUGGGUACGAAAGGUUCAAGAAAAAUUGCUCCAAAAUGGUGGGAGGGUUCAACCAUGUCCUUGCUAGCAUGUUUCCACUACAAAGCACUGUUACCACAACUCAUGCCACGAUAACAGCGACCAGUAAAUUGAAAGAUGCGGCUAAAAACGCCUCCGAACUUGCGAAAUCAAAGGCAGCCCCAAUUUACGCGUCUUUGCACCCCAAUCAGUCCUAAAUGUAAGACAAUGUUAUUAAAACUGGUCAACUUAUUAGAAAAUUGUAUCAAUGUUGUGUAAGUGUAACUAUUCCAUUUGCUGAUUUUAUUCAGUUUUUGAUACUUUUUUUAUUCCAAAAAACAUCUAGCUAAGAACUUAUUACGUACGAGGGCACGAUUUAACUGUUUUUAUGGGACUAGAACCGAUUUGUUUCCUGUAUAAUUAUCAUGAAAAUAUAUUUGUUGUAAUUGGAAUUAAUAAAACGUUAGCUUUAA